Molecule: messenger RNA, 678 nt
Organism: Dibothriocephalus latus
Lineage: Eukaryota; Metazoa; Platyhelminthes; Cestoda; Diphyllobothriidea; Diphyllobothriidae
Source: the annotation of a GenBank genome assembly
UUGCUCUCCACGUUUCGUUGUCGGUUUCAUGUUUCAUCUUUUCGUUCGGACAAAAACACUUUAGACUGGGUUGCUCCGGCUGCCCUAAGGAAGAGCGGAACAGAAAAGGCGAAGUGUGAUCCCGAUGCAUUCAGCAGUAGCGGCAGCAGCAGCGGUGGCGACGGUGGUAAGUACCACUUUGUUUGGAGCUUCUACAAGAGAAAAGGUCGGAAGACCCAAAAAAUUCAAGUGUUUGUCCUGCCCAAAAUCCUUUUCCUCCGCUUCUCACUUGAAAUCCCACGUCAGUCUGCUUCAUAUGGUUUUGCAUAUGCCGAACUGAGCCUCAUCCAGCCCAUUGGGAUCUGGUUCUCCAGCGACCAGAUUUACAUUCCAAUCGCCUCACCCGGACUCCUUUUCACUCUGAUUUUAGGGCAAAAGUUCCGCUGCCAAGAGUGUGAUAAGCAGUACGUCUCUGAAGAGCUGCUUGAAAUUCAUAUGGAUUGGGAUCACCGAGGCUUGAGGUUUAACAAAUGUCCGGAAUGCGACAUGCCUUUUCGCCAGGAGUCGCAGUUGCGUGACCACAUGCGUGUUCAACACCAAAAUCGGGACACCAAUUCCAUUGGAGAAUCUAAGUCCAAGGAACCGAUUGCUCAGCCAGCACCCCAGCAUCAUGAAGCUACCUGCGAUCUUGACAUCUAA